GUUGCGCGGAGGGUCUCACAGGCUUCCCUGCGAGAGCCGCCUCGCGUGGACAGACAGCGUCCUUGGAGCCUCUUCUCCUAGGCGGCUGUGUCAGUGGAUUGACACUGAAGUCCAAGUCCACGCAGCUCCAGCGCAUCCGCUCGCAGGUGCUGCAGCCGGGAGUGCCAGCGCCUCUGCAACAUGUCCCUGCACGCCUGGGAGUGGGAGGAUGAGGACCAGGCCAGCAUGGGGCCCAUGUCGUCCAUCAGUAGCUUUUACGGGUCCGAGAGCCAGUGUGAGGCCGAGGAGCACCUGGUGGUCAGGGCCUGGGCCCAGGAGUCGGACUCUAACCAUCGGUGUAGCAGCGAGUCCUCAGACCGGCCUGCCAGCACAUUCACCUCUGACAUGCCCCACGUCGUCCCCUGCAAAUUCAUCAUCUCUCUGGCCUUCCCAGUGACUGCUGGUCACAAAGGGAAAUAUUCAAGUUUCAUCGAGAAAUAUAGGAGACACACUAAAAUGGACAAAGCUAUUGCCAAGGUUCGCCAUUACUGCCACAUCGAGUACUUCCUCCUGCCGGGGGAUGUAGAGCCCAAGAAGGUGGACGUGGUGGUAUUUCCAGCCUCAGCCAAAGUGUUCCUGGAUUCGGGGAUAAAGACCGUGAGACCGUGGCAAGAAGGGGACAAGGUAUGGGUGUCGUGGACCCAAACUUUUAACAUCAACAUGACAAAGGAAUUACUAAAGACAAUAAAUUUUCACAAAAUAACCUUGAGGCUCUGGGACACCAAGGACAAGGUUUCGAAAAGAGUCAGGUAUUAUCGAUUAAAGCCUUCCGUGUUUUCGGAAGAUACAGGAUCUUUUGGUAAGUCCGGGAUCUUGUGUUUUAUUUGAAAUGUUUCUGGAGGCUUGUGGCGUCUCAGCAGUAACAGGAGAAAAGCCAUCACCCCUUGUUUGGUGCCUCUGUGCACCUGGUUUCCGGGCCCAUGCUGGUUUCUGUGGCAAUGCAGUGCCCUCCCAGGAUGUGCUCGGCUUUGGGGCGCCCUGAGCCUGCGUGACCUGUCUCCUGGAACAAAUCUUGUGUUUUAGAAGAUAUUGGGAAAUGAAAGAGAACACUCAAAAGUCCCACAGCCCUGGGACAGCCAUGUUUCCAUUAGGUCCCCCAGACUUCCAGAAAGUCUCCUUUUGAGCCCCCCUCGGAAGAGAGAAAGGCCCACGUUGGAGUCACGCAGCUGACCGUCUCCAGCCGGAGCUGGCAGUGACCUUGGGCCUCUGCUUCCUCUGGUCGAUGCUGUGGAGGCAGGGCAGUGGGCAUGCGCCCCACCCCCAAGAGAUGAGGAGGGUCUCAUUGUCCUUGGAGAAACAUAAAACUCUGCCAGUUUAAUUGUGCUGUGGUGCUGUUCUAAGAUGCCUCCCAGUUCCAGGAGAUGUUAGAAGGUACAGUGGGCAUGCACCUGACCACAGGCAGAACAAGGUGCUGUUGGGGCUGCUGGCCUUAGCCUCUAGGCAGGUACAACCAUCCCCACUUUCCCUGAACAGGGUGAGCCUGGACCUGCUCGAAGCGAGAGGCGGUGCCAGAAUCAGAACCCAGUUUUUUGGGGACUAGAAAAAUCUUUUUCCAGCCUCACGGAGCUUUCCUGACCUAGGGGCUCAGGGAUUCUGAUGUUUAAUCUUCCAUUGACAUCCCGGCUUCUUACCCUCGGCACUGCCAGUGUCUUGGGUGGGAUCACUGCUUGGUGGGAGGGCACUCCUGGGCACAGUAGGACUUUCAGCAGCAUCCUGGACCUCAACCCACUGGACUCCAGGACUAGCCUCCAUGUCAUGAGAGCUAAAAAUUUCUUCAGACAUUGUCCCCAGGUGCAGAAUCGCCCCAGCCGAAAAUCACUGAUUUGCCUUUAAACUGCUGGUCCUGGGUGAAGAAGUGACUUCAGUAUCACUUUCCUCAUUUUGACCAAAGGAAGGACCCAUGUCCUCAGGGUGUGGGCUCUACACCCCCUGCAUUAUAUGCAGUUGGAUGGCCAGCCUAAAUGCACAUUCCAGGGCCUGCCUCAGAGCUGCUCAGCCUGAAUUUCUGAUAAACAUCUGCCUGGCAAUUGGCUGACACCGGAGCAGGAAUGUGGGGUGGGUAUCAGGAGGGCUUCCUGGAGAAGGGGGCUUGGGAGCCAUGUUUGGAAGGGAAAGUGAAAUCAGCCGGCCAGGAAAGGAAGGACGACAGGGGUCCCAGGCCCUGCAGGGAGAGUCCGAGGCCUUUUGCUGUGAGCAUCCUGGAACCCACAGCCCCUGCUCCUCCCCAAAAUCUGUCCCAUAUCUGGCAUCACUGCAUCUUAGGUUAAAUCAUUUUUCCUAUUAAAAAAUCAGUUCAUGUUCACUUUGCAAAAACAAUUGAGAGAUAGAGUAGCCAAAGGGAGAAAAAAUUAAAACCACAAGAUGCCUGGGCAGAAGCAGUCACUAACAUUUCCCUGUGCAUUUCACACUGGGAACUAAAUUUUAACAAAGACACAUCUAGUGUACAUGCUGUAUGAAGUCCCGCCUUUUCCCUCUUGAGAAGAUAUCUUCUUGGAACUCUUGUUUCCUGGGAGGGUGGAAACACCACCAGAGGUGAUUUACUGUUUCACAGGAGAGGACGUUUGUCUGGCUGCCCCUUAGGAUGUAGCAAAGGAGAACUUGCCAGCUUUCAGCCUGCUUGUCAUCCCAAAACAAGCCAGAAUUUUCUUCUUCUUCUUCUUUUUUUUUUCUUUUGCCUUUUUUGCUUUUUAGGGCUGCAUAUGGAAGUUCCCAGG
This is a messenger RNA of Phacochoerus africanus (Common warthog), 2753 nucleotides long. RefSeq lists its product as uncharacterized. NCBI's taxonomy places the organism in Eukaryota, Metazoa, Chordata, Mammalia, Artiodactyla, Suidae. Bases 181 to 867 code for a protein of 228 amino acids. The record is from RefSeq and is a predicted model, not a curated record. The transcript is spliced from 4 exons.